Hepatospora eriocheir is the source of this 282-nucleotide messenger RNA. The record is from the annotation of a GenBank genome assembly. NCBI's taxonomy places the organism in Eukaryota, Fungi, Microsporidia, Hepatosporidae.
AUGUUUUUAUUACUUUCUUCUGAUGAUGAUGGUUCAUCAAAAUUAAACUUUAAUUUCUUAUUAUUUUUUUUAGGUUUCUUAUUGUUACUUUUUUUAUUUGAGAAUUUUGGUGAAAUUGAAUUAUCUUUAUCUUUUGUUACUGGUUUAUGUUUUCUUUUACUUUCUUUAUUAUCUUUAUCCUUUUUAUUGUUAUCCUUUUUAUUGUUAUCCUUUUUAUUGUUAUCUUUAUUUGGUAAUUUGGUUGAUGUAUUAGGUGAGUCAUCAUUUUUAUUUGAUAAAUAA